AAAAUAACCAUAAGCUUACGUUGAACGCUAGCUUCUGACUGGCUUAUUGCUCGGAGACCGUGAAACCGACAGCGGACAGCUUAGACAUGUCAUACGUGGUUGGAGCCGACCUUCCGUUACGGCUAUUUCCUCCUCAUUCCGACGACGACAUCUCCGACCGCCUUCACCACAGAUGGACGGUACUGAUUUUGGCCAUCAUGGCCAUUGUUGUCGGCGUGACCGAAUACGUGGGCGACCCAAUCCAUUGUUGGUGUCCUGCAGAGUUCACUGACUCCCACUGUAACUACACCGAGGCCAUCUGCUGGAUAAAAGACACCUACUACAUCCCCCAGACCGACUACGUACCCACAGACAUACAUCAACGGGAGGAGAAGGAAAUCAAAUAUUACCAAUGGGUUCCAAUCAUCUUGCUCUUCUUGGCUCUGUGUUUCAAGGCCCCGAACCUCUUCUGGAAGAUGCUGAACACGAAGAGCGGUGUGAACCUUGAGAAGAUGAUCGCCCUCUGCGAUGACUGCCAAUUUGGAUCUGAACGUGAACAUCAUAUCGAAGUUGUAGGACAUGUCAUAGAUCGCUGGUUGAGGGCAUCAAAGAGGGCAACCUACGGCAUCCUGCAUGUCAUCAUUGAAAAACUCUCCGCAUGCUGCUGUUUCUGUCUUGGAAGGCGAACCGGGACAUACUUAGCUGGACUCUACCUUGGAAUCAAGAUCUGCUACAUGCUUGUUUCCGUUGGUAUGUUGUUCUUACUGAACAAGUUCCUUGCGAUGGAUUAUUGGGUGUAUGGAGCGGAGGUGAUCGAUCACCUGUUGACGAACAAGGAACUACGGGAAUCGCCAAGAUUCCCCAGGGUGACAUUGUGCGACUUCGAAAUUCGUCAAAUGCAAAACAUUCAACGCUAUACGGUACAGUGCGUGCUGUCCAUCAAUCUGUUCAACGAAAAGAUCUUUGCGUUUCUGUGGUUCUGGUUUGUCAUCAUGAUUUUCUUCGGCGUCUACAGCUACAUCAUGUGGCUCAAAAACGUCAUCCUCCCAUCAAAGCGGAUCUCCUAUGUACACAAAUACCUAUGCAGCAUUGAUCGUAAGUUGCAGAAAUCUCAUGCUGAGGGUAAGUUCACGCGAGAUUACCUUGCCACGGAUGGAGUGUUUGCGCUGAGAAUGCUGGAGUACAACACGAAUGAGAUGGUUGUGUUGGACAUCAUGAAGUUCUUAUGGGGCAAAUUCGGAGAGAGCGUCGUCGUCUAAUUGUUGUUUGGGUUGUGGAACUGAUGUUGUUUGGAGAUCUUUCACCGGUGCUUACGAAUUGUUCUCUUGAAGCAUUUUUUCUCAUUUACUUAAUUAAACCCCUGAAUCAUUGCAUUAAUGACUUAUAAUCAAUACCUUCUGUUUAAACCCAUCCUCUAAGUCAUUUACAUCAAUAAGUCUAUUAUAAGCGUUGUAUUACAUAAUGUGUGUGAUAUGGCUUCUUUAUUGUACAGAGAAGUCCUAUAAAUGUGGCAUCCCACUUUCCAGGGGUUACGAGCACGUACGCACUCACUCACACACACAUUCCAAAAUUCACACUACACACACACACACACACACACACACACACUACACACUACACACUACACACACACACACACACACACUAAAGUGUUUUCAUAUACAUUUUCUUUAAUAUUUCUUGAUCGCAAAUCAUAUCAUAUCAUGAAAAUGCAGAGUCUUUAUUGCAUAUUCACUCCGUGGCAAUAUUGCAUUAUGAAGUUGAUGUACAGUACGUGCAUACAUAUUUACAUGUUACAUAUCAAUAUGUCACUAUGUCAAUAACAGUGAUUUUUAUUUUGUUAACAUAUUUCACUUAUGUAUACUUUCAUUAUCAUACUUUCAAUAACGCACAAAUUAUUACAAAAUUAUAUAACGCUCAAAUUUCGAUUGGAAUACUAGUUGUUUUUAAAAUUGAUUUCAUAAAAAAAGUCUCCGUAUGCUUCUACGUGUUCUGAAAAUGUUAGAAGACGGGUUUUUUCGCGGCUCCAGAAGAAAACUUAAAAAUACAACAGUCUGGAUUAUAGAAUCAGUAACGAUUUUAGAUGACGCUUACCGGAACGAUUGUACUUACAAUUACUAAUUUUUGGAAGCGUGCGAGUUCGAUAAUCAAAAUAUUCUGUUGGUUAUGGGUUUUUUAUUUACUUGUAAAACUGCAUUUAGUUAUGACAUGUAUUCCUUGUUUGAUAGUUUUCCCUGGUUGUGUUGCCUUUUUUCAUAGUUUUUACAUUCACCCCUUCAUAUAUUUGCUGUGGUACAUAUCAUAUUCUGUGUUAGUUCGAUGUUAUUAUUUUGUUGUUGUGUGUUAACUUGGUGUUGUUAAUUGGUUGUGUGUUUGUAAUUUAUUUCGGAUCAACACAUCUUUACAUUUUUUACAUUUCGCCAUAUUUCACUUUACGGGACAAUGUUUCCGGUCUUACGUCAUCUACUUUACCUAAAUAAUAAGAGGGCAGCACAGACAUGGCAGCAUGAGGAACCGGUUAUAUAUUGGAAGGGGUGAUUUAAAUGGGAAAAAGCGAGGGUGGGCACAGAAGGUACACGGCCAAAGAGAGAAAUGAUGUUAGUGAAGUGAGUGAGUGAGUAUGGUUUUACGCCGUUUUUAGCAACAUUCCAGCAAUAUUACGGCCGGGGACACCAGCAAUGGGCUUCACACAUUUUACCCGUGUCGGGAAUCGAAACCGGGUCUUCUGCGUGCCGAGCGUACGCUUGAGCCACUAGGCUACCCGAUCGCCCCUGAUGUUAGUGGAAAAUACACAUAUUAAGGGGGUGGUCUUUACACUAAAUUCACUGUAUUCAUAAGUUACAACACUGACGUUAAUGAAUAUCCGUGGGAUUUCAUGGAACUACCUUCCCGCUUGUAAUGUGGCCUGACUGGGAGGUACUUUUUACUACUCAAAACAAGUUAAGGAUCACCCACAAUUGGAAGGCUGUUACAAUACCCACCAGCCAUGACAGAUUAACUCUAGUCACAUGAACAAAAUUUGGUGUUCUGUAACUUCAUUUGAGUGGUAUAAUUGUAAAUAGACAUGCUUCUAUUUAAAUUUUAAUUUCUUUUGAUUCUAAAACUGUAUUUUUUAUAUAUAUCUAUUUAUAAACUGAUCAUAUUAGUUUUAAAAAAAAUAAUAUUAUGGGGAAGAUAUCGUUUAAUGCUGUCAUAGAUCAAACAUAAAUCCAACCCUAUUGUAAAACCGGCCUGAGAGCUGACAUACCUAUUUUUGGGUGGUGGGUUUGCACAUACAGUAAACUACGGUUAUAACGAACUACGGUUAUAACGAACUAAAAAUAGUAGUCCCUUUGAGUUCGUUAUAACCGUAGUUUACUGUAUAUUUAUAUUGUUCGAUCAUGUCCUCUGUAAUUACAGAACAUGAUACAAGGUCGAGCAGAAAUGUAACUAACAAUAUAAUAUAUAUGACUUUUUUCAUAUUCAUAUAUAUAUAUGUGAUAAUCAUCAACAUGGCUACGAAUAAAUUGUUUUAUACACCAA
Haliotis rufescens (red abalone) is the source of this 3501-nucleotide messenger RNA. Its product is annotated as innexin unc-9-like. The transcript is spliced from 2 exons. Bases 87 to 1238 code for a protein of 383 amino acids. NCBI's taxonomy places the organism in Eukaryota, Metazoa, Mollusca, Gastropoda, Lepetellida, Haliotidae. The record is from RefSeq and is a predicted model, not a curated record.